Molecule: messenger RNA, 1463 nt
Organism: Poecilia latipinna (sailfin molly)
Lineage: Eukaryota; Metazoa; Chordata; Actinopteri; Cyprinodontiformes; Poeciliidae
Exons: 6
Coding region: 60-1064 (334 amino acids)
Biological process (GO): response to bacterium
Source: RefSeq, a predicted model, not a curated record
CGACCCGUUUACUGAAGUCGCUAUUACACUGGAAGAGUCUGAGCAGUGAAGAGUGAAGGAUGCUGAGGUUUUAUGUACUCCUGGUUCCUCUCUGUAAAGCAUACGGGGACGUUCUCUACGCCGACUUUGGAGACAAUGUUACUCUGCAUUGCUUCUACACCUCCAGUGCCUCCCAUCUGAACUGGUACAAGCAGAUGCCAGGAGAACCGCCGCAGAUCAUAUCCACUUUUUACAAACAUCUUCCCAGCUCCAACACCUUACACAGGCAAUUUAAGGACAAUAAGCGACUUUCAGUUUACACCAAGGAAGGGCUCUAUGAUCUGAAGAUCUCCGAUAUCCGAGACUCUGAUUCUGCUCUGUACUACUGUGGGUACACCAGCAUCUCCAUCACCGAGUUUGACAACGGAACAUUUUUAUUGCUAAAAAAUUCCAGCUGCAAGACGUUCCUCCACCAGCCAGACUCCGUCUCUGCCCAACCAGGAGGCUCUGUGACUCUGAACUGCACCAUGCUGACCGGAACUGUUAACGGAGACCACAGCGUUUACUGGUUCAGGAAGAACUCGGAGGGAUCCGAUCUGGGAACGCUGUACACAACGACACAGAGUGGUGGUCCGUGUGCGCGGAGCCCAGAGGACGGUCCUGCUGUCCACAGCUGCGUGUACAGCUUACCAAAGAGGAACGUGACCGUGUCUGAUGCCGGGACGUACCACUGCGCUGUGGCUUCAUGCGGACGGAUUCUAUUCGGACCAGGAACAAGACUGAAUGUGGGAGAGAAACAGGUUGACCCUGCGUUGAUGCAUGGAGGUGCUGCGUCCCUGGCUGCGUCUCUGAUCUUUAACAUCAUCCUGAUGUUUAUUGUUUGUCGAAAUUUCAGAAGAAAAAUCAAUCAUUCAGAAGGAUCACAUCAAGAGCCAGGAAAUGCUGCUGACACUCAGGACGAAGACUUAACGGUGGUUCAGUAUGCAGCCCUGGAUUUCAAACUGAAGUCGGACGCAAAGAACAGACAGAAGAACCGAGAGGAGGAACCGGUUUACUCCAGAGUCAGACAGUCCAACCAGAAGUGACUGAAUGUUUUAAACCGCACAGGCACUGCUGCUCUUUGCUUUCUGAGAUCUGUGCAGAGGCAAAUGAGGAAAACAUGCAGAUUCUGAUACAUUUGAACUGGAGAUGCGUCAAUCAUAAUGUGGUUGGUUUUCUAAGCUCUGGUUUUUGUAAAAUUUUGACCUGUUGAUGCUAACUCAGGUAUCUCUGAAGCAUGGAUUGAGCUUUUUAUGGAGUCAGUACUGAACGCAGUCGGGCAGAGGGCUGCAGGUUUUACAUUUUUUUUAGCUUUAGUCAAGCUAGUUGAAACUUGACUAAAACUGCCAAUGUUAUGUAACCUUUUGGAAAAACACAACUUGUAAUUUUUAUGGAAAUUAUCAAAAGUAAAUUUUUCUUGUCAUUUUUAUAGAAUCACAACUUUC